AUGAGACAGGCAGUGGAGGCGCAGGUGUUGACCUCCCACUGUGGACUAGGAGAGCAUGGCCUGCGUCAGAUCCUGACAGAUGUGAUAGAGGAGGUGAGACAGUCAGUUCACAAGGAUAUCAGUGGGGCAGAUCUCCUCUACAGCCUCCUCAACGCUCCGUGGCUGCAGUCCCUGCUCAAGGUCCACGAUUGUCUGCAGAGAUUUCAGAAAGACAGCCCGACACCGGCUCUCAACUACGCCUCUGGACUUUCACUUCAGUUGUUGAUCGACAUCCGAGCGUCGCCUGGCUGUUCAGACGAAGCCAGAGAGCUCUACGGUCUACUGAGACGGCCUCAUGUCCAGGCGCUCCUGUCGGCCCAUGAUACGGUAGCCCAGAAGGACUAUGAGCCCGUCCUGCCUCCCAUGCCGGAGGAACUACCGGAGGAUGAGGAGGCCACCAGGAUCGUCUGCCUGGUGAAGAAUAAACAGCCGCUGGGAGCGACUAUAAAGAGAAAUGAAAUCACAGGAGAGAUUUUUGUGGCUCGUGUGAUUCAUGGAGGACUGGCAGAUCGAAGUGGUCUGCUGCAUGCUGGGGACAGGAUCAUUGAGGUGAAUGGUUUUCCAGUGGAUGGAAUGGAGCCUGAGCAGGUCAUCCAAGUGGUGGCCAGGUCUCAGGGCACCAUCAUGUUCAAGGUGGUACCCAUCACUGAGCGGCCAGUCCACAACCAGACGAUGUUGUACGUGCGAGCCAUGGCGGACUACAGCCCUCAGCAGGACCCCACCAUCCCCUGCGCCGAUGCCGGCAUGGGCUUCAGGAAGGGCAACAUACUGGAGAUCGUGGAUCAGACUGACACUCUGUGGUGGCAAGCCAAGAAACUACCCAGUACAUCCGCCUGCGCCGGCCUCAUCCCCUCCACCAACCUGCUGAAAAGGAAGCAUAGGGAGUUCUGGUGGUCUCAGCCUUAUCAGCCUCACAGCUGCAGCCACACCUUGAGCACUGUGGAUGAAGAGGAAGACCUGAUGGCCAUCGAUGAUAAAUGUGUUGAAGCAGAUGAAGAGGCUUUUGAAUCCGAAGAGCUCAGAGAAGAAGAGGGGGAAUUUAGCAGCAAUGUUGAAGGAGUUUACUUGGCCGGCUUCAGGCGCAGCAUGCGUCUGUGUCGCCGGCGCUCUCACAGCACCAGUCUGCCCUCCUGCCACACCCGCUGCCCCAGCAGCUGCCACAGUGCCCUGGCCAGCCCUUACGAGGAGGUGGUACGCUACCAGCGCCACCCGCAGGACAAACACCGCCUCAUCGCCCUCCUGGGUCCGUCUGGUGUCGGCGUCAACGAACUCCGGAGGCGUCUGAUUGAAAUCAACCCCAACAUCUUCCAGGGGCCGGUGCCUCAUACCACGCGACCCCCGAAGAGUUAUGAAGAAUCAGGCAGAGAGUAUUACUUCACCAGCCGAGAGGUGUUCGACAACAUGGUCUACAAUAACAGGUUUCUGGAAUAUGGGGAGUACAGGGGUAAUUUCUAUGGCACCAGCAUCGAGGCUGUGAGAGAGGUUUUAAGCAGUGGGAAGAUCUGCGUCAUUGACAUCGAGGCAAACGCCAUUCAGGCAGUGAGGACCCACGACUUGAAGGCCUACGUCAUCUAUGUGAAGCCCCCGCCUAUAGAGCGCCUGAGAGAAACCAGACAAGACGCACAGAUCACCACCAACUACUACGUCAACCGAACUUUAAAAGAUGAGGACUUUGUGGAGAUGGAGGACGCUGCCAGAAAGAUGGAGUCUCACUACUUUCAGUUCUUUGAUCAAGUGAUCGUCAACGACGGCCUGCAGGACGCCUGCGUGCAGCUGCUGACGGUGGUGCAGAGGGCCCAGGAAGAACCCCAGUGGGUCCCCGCCGCCUGGAUACGACCCACGGACAAGUCCUGA
Lampris incognitus (smalleye Pacific opah) is the source of this 1893-nucleotide messenger RNA. RefSeq names its product MAGUK p55 scaffold protein 4b (gene mpp4b). The record is from RefSeq and is a predicted model, not a curated record. The coding region runs from base 1 to 1893 and encodes 630 amino acids. Gene Ontology annotation, cellular component: plasma membrane; adherens junction. The transcript is spliced from 21 exons. Lineage: Eukaryota; Metazoa; Chordata; Actinopteri; Lampriformes; Lampridae. Gene Ontology annotation, molecular function: protein binding.